This is a messenger RNA of Patiria miniata (bat star), 3073 nucleotides long. RefSeq names its product protein pelota homolog (gene pelo). Bases 481 to 1638 code for a protein of 385 amino acids. The record is from RefSeq and is a predicted model, not a curated record. Gene Ontology annotation, cellular component: cytoplasm. NCBI's taxonomy places the organism in Eukaryota, Metazoa, Echinodermata, Asteroidea, Valvatida, Asterinidae. The transcript is spliced from 11 exons. Gene Ontology annotation, biological process: nuclear-transcribed mRNA catabolic process, non-stop decay; nuclear-transcribed mRNA catabolic process, no-go decay; ribosome disassembly.
CUAUUGGCUAUUGCCGAUUUUUGGGCCCACAAUUUGGGGAAAUUGUGAUCCCUUUAGGUCCAUAUUCUGCCUCAAGAACAUAUACUAAGUAACUAAGAGGCCAAAAUUUAGAGUUUUCUACGUCAUUUGGACAUUGAUGGGUUUUUAAAAUGAUUUUCGAGCCGGAUGAAAUCCCCAUCUGGAACGAAGCCUAGGUUGAGAAAACUCCCGCAGCGUGGCAGGUCAUGAAGGUCAACCUGUCACUGCGAAAGUAAUUGUCGGCGAAAUUUCGGCUAUGUUUUCUACCCUUAUAGGCCUCAAAAGUUAAGGUUGAAUCAACAUCACGAUGUAACUUCUUCAUGAAAAAUGGAAGUAGCCGUUGGAAUUCAAAACAAGAAAACAGAUCAACUUCAUAUUCACUAGGGCAGUUCAAGUAUUACUUAGUGCGAGGACCAUCAGUUUCGUCUUUGAACCACAGCAUAGAGCAUCGUCUUCAGCAAGAUGAAGCUUGUCAGCCGAGAUCUUGAGAAAGAUGGUGCUGGGCAAGUGACCCUCGUCCCAGAGGAGUCAGAGGACAUGUGGCAUGCCUACAACCUAGUCCGGGCCGGUGACAGCCUACGGUCCACCACGGUCCGUAAAGUGACCACCGAGUCCUCCACGGGCAGCAGCAGCAGCAACCGUGUCCGCACCAUGCUGACCAUCUCGGUGGAGGUCGUGGACUUUGACGUGCAGGCCUGCGUGCUAAGGGUCAAAGGUCGCAACAUCCAGGAGAACCAGUAUGUCAAGAUGGGAGCCUACCACACGUUAGAUUUAGAACUCAAUCGUAAAUUCACGCUUGCCAAGCAGUUAUGGGAUGUGAUUGACUUGGAAAGAAUAGAAAUGGCCUGUGACAUCGCGCAAACGGCCGACGUGGCUGCGGUCGUCAUGCAAGAGGGGCUGGCCCUCAUCUGCCUGGUCACACCCAGCAUGACAAUGGUACGGGCCAAGAUCGAGCACAACAUACCACGCAAGCGGAAAGGCUCGUGCUCGCAGCAUGACAAGUCCCUGUUGCGCUUCUACGAUGCGGUCAUGCAGGCCAUUCUCAGGCACAUCAACUUUGAUGUUGUGAAGUGUGUGCUGGUAGCAAGCCCAGGCUUUGUUAAGGACCAGUUUUGCGAGUACAUGUUCCAAGAAGCCGUGAAACUGGAGACCAAAGUUCUCCUUGAGAACAAGCCCAAGUUUCUGCAGGUUCACUCCUCCUCCGGACACAAGCACGCUCUCAAAGAGGUAUUAUCCAACCCAGCAGUCACAGCGAGGCUGGCCGACACGAAGGCAGCAGGAGAAGUGAAGGCCCUAGACGCAUUCUAUACCAUGCUGCAGAAUGAACCAGAUAGGGCUUUCUAUGGUAUCAACCAGGUAGAGACAGCCAAUGCUGCCAUGGCCGUUGAGACGUUACUCAUCAGCGAUCAACUCUUCAGAUCACAGAAGAUUGCUGAGAGGCAGCGGUACGUUGCCUUAGUGGAGAGUGUACGAGAGAACGGGGGAGAUGUCAAGAUAUUCUCAAGUCUCCACGUGUCAGGCGAACAACUCACCUUGCUCACCGGAGUGGCGGCCAUAUUGCGCUUCCCCAUGCCAGAUAUCGAAGACAUAGAUAACGACUCCAGCUCAGACGAAGACUGAAACUAUUUAAAGUUCUAUUAGAGAGAUUUUAUCCCGGGUUUUCCGAAACCAAUUGUGUAAAAAAAUAAAAAGAGUUCUGCUAGAGAUUUCAAGGAGACAGACAUGUUUGUCUUGUUCCCUGAAGUAGGGGUAUAGCUGAUAAUGUUAAGCGUUUCAUGAUGUAACAGGUACCAGUCUUUUGGUCAGGCUUUUGCCUCGAGGCCUGUCAGAAACCUGCAAUCAAAGCCAUGGCUUUGUCUGCGGUCAGCUUGAACCCACGUAGUUGUAAUUGGCAAAGUCCAAGUACAGUUUUAAUUGAUGACAACUGACUAGUAGAACUGUGACUUAUUUCUGCACAUUAAUAGCCAUGUGCGAAUGCUCCUUGUCAAGCUAAACUUCUUGGUCUUGCUUCCCUAUUGUGCAUUAUGACACAUGGGGCUUUAGGUGAGCAUGGACUGUCUAGUUCCCAGACCUAUUUGCUUAAAAACUCAAUGAUUCUUGAGUCUUGAGUUCUGAAUGGUUAACUCAACUCAACUGGUGAAAACUGGUGUGCAAAGGAAUAGAUGUUUUCAUCGCCCACAACUAUUGUAACCAGUGAUGCGACUGGCAUUGUAAUCUAGUUCCAAAUAGUCAGCCAGAUGAGUCCAACUCGAGUAUGGUGGUCGACUAGUGUGGACUGAAGCAAAGACAGCCGAAUUAUGGAUAACCAUUGCUGUGGCCUAAACCUGCUUGACAAAAUCUCUGGACAGAAGAUUCGGCUGUGGAUUGGGCUCCAACUAUUCAACUUGACUGUUUUGUAGCUAGGGCUAAUUCGGUGUUGAGAUUGACAUACUACAGUUAAGAUUGUUUAUCGUUAGCGAAUGUCAAAAAUGUCUGUUUCUUUGGAAAUCAUUCCAUGUAGAGUCUCGUUGUAACGGUUCCACCACAGCCUUUUGCUGUCUACCAAGAAGGCUUUGCCUGUGCUGAUUCAUCAUGUCUAUGGCAAAUAGGCACUGUAUGAUCGUUUCUUUCUCAUGACCGGGGGGAAACGAUAACUCACGGAAUCACUUCGGCUGACUUGGUCAUUUUGAAACAGAAUUUUUUACACACUUGGAGAAUUUUUAAAAUAUAUCUGGUCGUCUUUUUUAAGGAAAAAGCAGGGAAAUUUAAAAAACUUCCUUACAACUAUCAAAGGAUCUGUAUAUAGACAAACAUUACUCAAACUGUGCGCAGUAAUUCACCCAAAGUUACAAGCAGUGAUUUACCCAACGUUGCACCAAGUAGUGCUAUUUAUUGGAAGAUAAAAAAAAAGAAGCUUGCUACCUUUGCAGUACUCACAUGCUGCACUGAUGAUUAUGAAGAUAGUUGUACAAAUAUAAAUGCAAAAUGCAGCAGAGGCCAUUUAACAUUAUAUCCAGGUUUGUAAAAUGUAUCGUGAGUAAUUUAUGAAAUAAAAUUUAUUGUUCAGUAUAUUUAA